UAGUGGAAGUCAGCUGGACUGGACAGCUGAGGCAAGUGUUUCUGGCACAAUUAAAUGGAAGCAAUAGAAAUGUUACGAAACAUUUUUCUUUAUUUUUAACUGAAAUUAGGAAAGAUGUUGUGCCUUGUACGUCAAGCAGAUUCUGUGAUACUGGAAAUAGAAGUGGAUCCAAAAGCUAAAGGAAAACAAUGCAUUGACAAAGUAUGUGAAAGACUAGGCAUCAUUGAAUCAGACUAUAUGGGUCUGCAGUAUACGGGACCUCGAGGAGAAAAAUUGUGGCUUAAUUUGCGUAAUCAGAUAAGGAGGCAAGUUCCAGGUCCACCGCCAUAUCGUCUUCAACUUCGAGUCAAGUUUUAUGUACCACCACAUUUAAUUUUGCAAGACAGUACUAGGUAUCAUUUUUAUCUGGACAUUCGUCAGUCCUUCAUUGAAAACAACUUCCAUACACUUUCAUCCCACCAAAUAUGCAAACUUGCUGCUUUAUUAGCACAAGUUGAAGUUGGGGACUUAGAUCCAACCCAUACCAGCAUCACUGCCCUUCUCAAAUAUCCAAAGUUUUUGCCAUCCAAUUGUAGCUUAGCUGCUUUUUCAGACGAAUCGGAUCGUCCUCGUCAUUUGCGAGUGAGGUGGAGAUCUGGUGGAAGCAACGAUUCUAUCAGCAGCAAUUCUGAUGAUCCUGUUUGUGAUGGAGGUCAAGAAGAACAGCAACAUGUGUCCAUUGAGACUGAUCGCACAGCCAUGAAUCGCGUUUGUCAAGAAAUUAUGAAAGAGCAUGCACUCCUCAAAGGCAUGAAAAUGAAUGCUGCCAUUUAUCAGUUCCUUAAAGAAGUAUCCGAGCUUGAAGAUUUUGGAAUGGAACAGUACUUUGUGAAAGACAAGAAUGGGGAAACACUCCGUUUCAGUGUUGGUCCAAGUGGAAUACUCAUUCAUGAUCUUAACUUGCAGCUUAAGCAAAGCAUCACUUACGCGUCCAUCCACUUAGCAACUCAUUCUGGCCGCUGUAUGUUCCUCACGUUUGUCGGUCACUCUGGAGAAGCAGACACCAUGGGCUUCAAACUGGAAAACUCUGAUGCAGCCAACGGCCUGUACCGGGCCGUGACCGAAAAGCACGCCUUCUACAGCUGUGAAACGGUACGCAAUGCUGUGACGGCACAGUUCAUCAGGGAUCUCAAGGGAACCAUAGCCUCCUUGUUUAACGACAACACGGCCGUGGGCAAAAAUUAUGUGUUCGACAUCCAGAGAACUUGUCGCGAAGUGUAUGACCACACCAGGAGGGUCAUGUACCAGAUGGAGAUGGAUGUCAAACAGAACGCCAAGAAUUGUGAUUCGGACAGUGCAGAUUUCCCUGGUGACUGUGCAACAGAUUUGUUUGACGGAGAAUGCCAUUCCACCACUUGCAAGAUUAUCCAACAGCAGCUGGCGACUUUCCAAGAUUCAAUGCUUUGUAGAGUGUGCAUGGACUCUGAUGUUGGAACUGUAUUUUUUCCCUGCAGACAUGUAGCUUGCUGCAGUACUUGCGCCCCACUUUGUCAAUCCUGUCCAUUGUGUCGAAGCGAAAUUUCUGACACUCAGCAUGUGUAUUUACCUUACUCAAGUCAGGGUGAAUUAGAAAAUUUCAAAAGAGAAACUACUUUCAAAAAAGAAACAAUUAUCUGAAGCAUUUUUAUUUUUUGUGACAAAACUAAAAGCCAAACCU
Molecule: messenger RNA, 1696 nt
Organism: Uloborus diversus
Lineage: Eukaryota; Metazoa; Arthropoda; Arachnida; Araneae; Uloboridae
Gene: dnr1
Product: E3 ubiquitin-protein ligase MYLIP-like
Exons: 6
Coding region: 115-1656 (513 amino acids)
Biological process (GO): ubiquitin-dependent protein catabolic process
Cellular component (GO): cytoskeleton
Molecular function (GO): ubiquitin-protein transferase activity
Source: RefSeq, a predicted model, not a curated record